Messenger RNA from Echinostoma caproni, 1116 nucleotides. NCBI's taxonomy places the organism in Eukaryota, Metazoa, Platyhelminthes, Trematoda, Plagiorchiida, Echinostomatidae. The record is from the annotation of a GenBank genome assembly.
AUGGAGGAGCUCGCGCUACAACCUUUGCGUUAUCGAUUGCGAUCUCGUGAAUUGUCCGUGCGCAGUGGUUCAAGAUUUGUGACCUCAGGCUUACAAACGAUAACCCCGAAAGAGACGACCAAUAUUUGGACUACUGCGCAGAAACAACAGCAACAAAAACGACCCCGACUGGAAUCACACGAACAGAGAAGAGAUGUGAUUCUUCGACGUCUCCGAAAGCAAACAAUACAAGAACAGAAAUCAGCACAAGAAAUUCUCACUCUCGAUUUCAAGGGACGGGAUGAACCAAAAGAAAAACGAUCAGAUGCAUUGACCGACACGCAAUUCGGUGCAUUCCUGGCCGAAUUGAUUUCUCGAAUCGGAUCCCUGGACCAGGUCUAUCAGUUGAUCUCUGAGGCGCUCGGACGUGACCCGAUCGCACUGACCACACUAACCCAAGUGCUUGGAUCGCGGUCUACACGUAAUGCGUUUUUCUACACCCUACGCGCGCCUCCGCAUGCAUUUCGAUAUUUGGCUUCCCUAAUGGGAUCGAGACAGAAUUUACGGAAAAUUCUAUCCAAAAUUAUAGACGGCAACGUAAAUGAUUUCGAUUUUCUCUCUGAGAAAUUACAAAGUGAUACAUCUGUUCACAAUCUGGUUGAAACGUACAAGGAAGCACGGAGAGAGGCGAUCCAAAUCGUGCAAUCAUUCAUGCCUUUAUCUUCGUCCAGUGAUUCAAUUGUAGACAUGAUCAUCGACGGUCAAGAGAGUGAGGAAACUUUGACCGAACUGAUCAACGGAUCCGGGCUUGACGCGAAUCUGGAAAUACGUUUGUCUGUGCUUCCGAAAAUCACCGCAAGCACAUUGAAAAUGAUUUCCGAAUCGAUUCUCAGUUGUGAUGUGAAACGAUUGAGAGAAAUCAGAGUCACCAAAAUCCCACCGCGUCGAAGUUCCAGCAUUUCAACGCAUAAAGUGGAUAGAAAAGAAAGGUGCGUCCGUGUGACGGUGUUUAUCGAUCGCUCGGAUCUGACAUCUCACACCACUCACCCGCUUACCAGUCAAGUACGAAUAUCGUUCCCCCGUUUGCACGACAGUGCUACAGAGGCCAUCGAUAGACCGAAUGAGUGGCGUUGGUGA